UGUGUCUUGAUGACUCAUUUAGAGAACCGUGGGCAUUUCUGUAAACAAAUUAGCUUUGGAGCCCAUAUAAAGUGAAGCACCAGAAAUAACGGUAGCGCGAGAUGUGAUCGGCGGUCGAGAUCCCGAGCCUGUUUUUGCUCCUAGUCGCCGCCGCUGCUGUUUUUUCUUUUCAAAUUUCUGAAUGAAAUGUCACAAUCACAGUGGCAAUGGGAAACUGCAACCGCCGGUGCGGUGGCGGGCUUCGCCACAGUAGCCGCGAUGUACCCUCUGGACAUCGUCCGUACGAGAUUUCAAGUUAACGAUGGUCGAGUCACCAAUUUCCCGACUUACAAGAACACCGCCCACGCCAUUUUUACCAUUACUCGCUUAGAGGGUUUGAGGGGGCUUUAUGCUGGCUUUCUUCCUGCAGUUUUAGGAUCCACUGUUUCAUGGGGUUUAUAUUUCUUCUUCUAUGGCAGAGCUAAACAAAGGUAUUCUAAAAACAGAGAGGAGAAGCUUAGCUCUGGCCUUCAUCUUGCAUCUGCUGCAGAAGCUGGAGCUUUGGUUUCCUUGUGCACAAAUCCUAUUUGGCUUAUUAAAACAAGAUUGCAGCUUCAGAAUCCUCUAAACAAAAAUCGACGUUAUGCUGGUAUAUAUGAUGCCUUAAGAACAAUACUGAGAGAGGAAGGAUGGACUGCACUUUAUAAAGGACUUGGUCCUGGUCUGUUGAUGGUUUCCCAUGGAGCUAUUCAGUUCACAGCAUAUGAGGAACUGCGUAGGAUAAUGGUUGAUUAUAAAGCAAGAAAACAGAAAUCUGAAAGUGCCAGUAAUUUGUUGAACUCAUUUGACUACGCUGUGCUCGGGGCGUCUAAAAUUGCCGCCAUUCUUAUUACAUAUCCAUUUCAGGUUAUACGAACUCGAACACAGCAAAGACCUAGUGACGAUGGAAUUCCUAGAUACAUGAACAGUUGGCAUGUUGUGAAGGAAACAGCACGGUUUGAGGGUCUUCGCGGAUUUUACAAAGGGAUAACCCCGAACCUUCUGAAAAAUGUACCUGCUUCUUCGAUAACAUUUAUUGUUUAUGAAAAUGUACUCAAAUUGUUACAACAGGUAAGAAAGAAUGAUUGAAGAAGGCAUCAGCAUCGGCAUCAACAUCAACAAUGAAUGUAUGGAGUUGUGAAGGAAGAAAGGUUCAGGACACAUCAACUUAAUCAAAGUACAAAUAUCACAUUACAGAAAAAGAGUUCAACAAAGUUCAACUUAUUUUUGCAAUAUUAUUCUUCAGUGAGUUGUACAUUUCGAUCAUCUUAUUCCACUAUUAUACCAAAUUCUGCUUAUGCUGUCAGA
Molecule: messenger RNA, 1326 nt
Organism: Hibiscus syriacus
Lineage: Eukaryota; Viridiplantae; Streptophyta; Magnoliopsida; Malvales; Malvaceae
Product: folate transporter 1, chloroplastic-like
Biological process (GO): nucleotide transport; folate import into mitochondrion
Cellular component (GO): chloroplast envelope
Molecular function (GO): folic acid transmembrane transporter activity; FAD transmembrane transporter activity
Source: RefSeq, a predicted model, not a curated record